GAUGGCAACGAAACGGCAACGCGUGGCUCAAUGGAAGGGAUGAGAAGGGAGUAAAAAAGAAAAGGAAGAAGGACGACGGUGCGGCUCUCUAUGUGAAUAAGCUGUGGUGAUCUUGUGUUGCUGGUUGUGCGUGGUUGUGUUUUCCGAAGCAGGCGCGCUCAGUGACACCUGUUGCUUCGUGUACGACGGAAGGAAGGAAGAUUAUAUUAUAGAUAUAUAUUUUUGUGCGGUGAGGAACGCGAGAUCGCGGUUUAAACAUUCGAACGCGAAGGACAUGGCCGGCUCCUCGGAAGUACGGACACUUCUUUCUCGACACAAAGCGGCUCUUUUGCGAGAAUUAAACGGUACCGAUCUCCUCGGUGGUCUUGUUAAACGCGGCGUUAUAAAUGAAGUUGACAGAGACGCGGUUGCGGGCAAUGCCGAUCGUACGAGCGACGCCGAUGUCGAUCUUUUCAUCGAUGUUAUUGGUGCCAAAGGUUUCGACGCUUUUCGUGAGUUUUGUUUCGCCCUCGAAGCCGAGUGUCCACAUGUUCUUACGGAUCUACUCGUCGAUCAGCACAGUAUAACCGGUGAACAUCAGCAACAAUUAUUGCGCGAUGAAAAGUUACGAAAUGAAAAUGAAAACGAGCACGACGACGAGAAGGACGAGGACGUCAAGACCAGUGACUCGGAAGAGCAGCCGCAAACGAUGCUGGACAAACACCUCGAGGCUCAACAGCAGGAUGAUCAGACGAGGACAGAAAUGAUUCGGGAUAACGACGCCGAUAUCAAGGAGUGCCCCCUUUCGGACUCGCGUCGACGCAGUGAUUUUCAAGAGCAUUCGCGAGGCGGCUCCAUAUCCCCAACGCCUUCGGGAACUCCUCCACCACCUCCGAAUCACUGUCCGCCGUACAUUCAUCCCAAUGGCAUUUCAACGGGUUCUGAUCCCAUUCUCGAAGUCUUGGACGAACCUGUCGACGAACCGGUCGGUGACAGGGGUUGGGAGGUUCAUCAUGUCACGGUGACACGAGUGCCCGGCUAUGGUUUUGGGAUCGCAGUCUCGGGCGGCCGGGACAAUCCACAUUUCACUAAUGGAGACCCGGCAAUCGCGAUUUCCGAUGUACUCAAAGCUGGUCCUGCUGAGGGAAAACUGCAGGUAAAUGACCGGAUAAUUUCGGCGAACGGCGUGUCCCUCGAAGGAGCUGACUAUGGAGCCGCGGUCCGAGUACUCAGAGACUCUGGGUCGACGGUACUGCUCGUCGUCAAGCGAAGGGCAUCGUCGAACUCACCCGGCUCACCUGGCAGCACUGCACCGCAGAGCCAUCGACUGACGCUCACGAGAAACAACAAAAAAGAUGAUUUUGGAAUAGUUCUCGGAUGUCGAUUGUAUGUACGAGAAGUAACGCGCGAGGGAACAGGCGUGAAACCUGGAGAUGUAUUAACGAAAAUAAGCGGAGUUGCGGCGGACAACAUGAGCCUGAAAGAGGCGAGAAAAUUGAUGGACCAGUGCAAAGAUAGAUUGUCCAUUGUGGUUACGAGAGAAGCUCCGACGAACGCGCAAUUAAAUCAUCAAGGGAAAGGCGACAGCGGUGAAUACUUGUCAGGCGCCAGUUACAGCAGUCAAAAUCUUUAUGUGCCACCACCGACGAGGCAACCCCUCGAGGACAAAAGCAAUCUUGCUCCUCGUGGACGAUCGAGGGGUCCUUUGAUGGACGUCUCGUUGAGCCAAUUGGAUUUACCAGCUACUCCAACUGUCGACCCGCCACGACCGCCGCCGCCAAGACCCGAAGAUUAUUACAGCUCAAGGAGGCAGUUGUACGAAGAAGAUCCACUGAUACAAAGGACGAAACAACCCAUGCCGGAUCCUCGGUUCAUCACGUUCCAGAAAGAGGGCUCGGUGGGCGUGAGAUUGACCGGUGGAAAUGAGACCGGUGUUUUCGUCACGGCCGUACAACCCGGCAGUCCUGCCUCGCUGCAGGGCUUGCAACCUGGUGAUAAGAUACUCAAGGUUAACGACAUGGACAUGAAAGGCGUCACGAGGGAGGAAGCGGUACUCUUUCUUCUCAGCCUUCAGGAACAAAUCGAUCUCAUUGUUCAGCACCGACGUCAAGAUUACGAUCAAAUCGUUGCUUCGGGUCGUGGAGAUUCUUUUCAUGUAAAGACCCAUUUCCACUACGAACAGCCUGAAAAAGGUGAAAUGAGUUUUCGGAGCGGAGAUGUUUUCCACGUUGUCGAUACACUGCACAACGGCGUCGUUGGCUCUUGGCAAGUAUUCCGCAUUGGCAGGAAUAACCAGGAAGUUCAAAAAGGCAUAAUACCGAAUAAAGCUCGAGCCGAAGAACUCGCAACUGCUCAGUUCAACGCUACGAAAAAGGAACUCAGCGCGAACGAAAGUCGCGGUAGCUUUUUCAGGCGGAGGAGAGGAAGUCACAGACGAUCCAAAUCUCUCGGAAGGGAUCAUUGGGACGACGUCGUUUUUUCUGACAGCGUUAGUAAAUUUCCUGCUUACGAACGCGUCGUUCUUCGACAUCCGGGUUUCGUGAGACCGGUCGUACUUUUUGGGCCGGUCGCUGAUCUUGCGCGUGAAAAACUACUCAAAGACUUUCCUGAUAAAUUCACGUCACCUCAAAUGGAGAAUCAAAUGGAAGAGGGAAGCAGCAGCAAAAGUACCAAAACUUCGGGGAUUAUUCGGUUAAGCGCGAUAAGAGAAGUAAUGGAUCGAGGAAAGCACGCUCUUUUGGAUAUAACGCCGAAUGCUGUCGAUCGCCUCAAUUAUGCCCAAUUCUAUCCAAUCGUCAUUUUUCUCAAAGCUGAAACGAAACAAGUCGUUAAGGAGAUGAGAGCCGGUAUACCAAAGUCAGCGCACAAGAGUAGCAAAAAAUUAUUGGAGCAGUGUCAAAAGCUCGAUAAAAUAUGGGGCCACGUAUUUAGUGCCGUAAUUACGUUGACCACUCCGGAAACUUGGUACAGAAAGCUCAGAGAGUUGAUCGACCGUCAGCAGCAAGGCCCUUUGUGGAUGAGUCAAACAAAGCCGGAAGAGGCCCUCUCGGAUGAUUUCCUGUUCCCGAUGACUUCUCGCCUCUCCUACGCAUCCUCCCCGGAGAGUGACCUGGAAUUAAGCCCCGCGCCACCCCUUCCCGGUGUAUUGGGACCACCUACGAGACUGAAAAGCAGCUCGGAUCCCAGUAUAGCGACACAGGACGACACCGCAGCGCCACCUCCGUACACCUCCAGUUACCAGGCUUUCGAACAGCACAAAAGACGAUCUCAAGGUGGUGUUGGUGACACGAAAUACGGAUUUUCUAUAACUGGUCAAAUCGUUGAACAACCCGGACAAAUGCAAUAUCCAGGUGGCCCACCACAGCCAAGGUCCCCUCAUCAAGGACCACCCGAUCUUCCACCUCGCGUUGAUCGUAAUGUAAAGCCCAACACUAACCAAACUCCACGCGGUACAGUUGGACGAUCGGCUGCUGAAAGGCUCGUCAAUAAAACUGACUCUGUUCUCGACAUGGGAAAUUAUAUAAACGCGACACCUCAUCGAGCAAAUGCUACUUCGUCCCUCGAACGAGCUCAACCCAAAGCGGGAAGUUACGACAGCAUGUCGUCGUACGAUUCGUACAAUACGAACGGAAACGUAAACUACCCGAACACGGGGUUGAACACGUCGACAGGUCGUUUAGGGCCGAACGUGCCGGACGACCUAAAAAGUAGCAACGUCCCAAUAUCACCGAGAGCUCACGAUCCUUACAGAUUUACAAGGUCAACUGCUCAGCCGAUACCAAGUCAUGAAUCUCAAGCAAGAACAGAUUACGCGAAGUACAGCCGAACGGGUGAUUACAAAACUGUACAAGCGCCACCGGUCGCACCAGGCAAACCAGGAGGUACUUACAAACCAGUCCCACCUCCCAAACCUAAAAACUACAGGCCACCACAACAACCGAUCCUCCAGGAUGAAAAUAACGAUGGAGGGAAUAACAUGUAUCAACAUGCCAAGAGCUACUCAAUGGGCACGACACAUCUUCACAACGGGGUAGAGAACGGUGGAAACACGAUUCAUCGGAACAGCGGACAAUACUAUUACAACAUACCCCCGACAACGAGAAACAACAGCGAAGCCGUUUAUCCACCGGUGAAUUCGAAUCAUUCACACAAUCAUACGUCAGCACCGUCCCACAGUCACAGCCUCAGUCACACGCAUUCGCAUUCGAGUCCACCGAUUACCGCGCAUUCUCACAGCAACAGCGCCGGUCAAAUAACCCUCGGUCAUUCCCACAAUCGUAACAAUGUCAAUCACAAUGGACACAAUCAUAGCAACAGUCAUGGCGGCAGCGGUCACGUUUCCUCCAGUGGCAAUUCUGGACACAACAGAGAGCCAAGCGGUCUGGAUCUCGCUGGAAGUCGGGAGCAGAGGGGAAGCGCUUUUGAACUCUACAGGAAACCUCUCCACCAUCACAACGUGAGGAGAACCGGUAUAGCGCGGGGGGUGUUCGAUAGCGAGGGUGGUAUUCUCGAAGGUCCGGGAGGUGUAAGUCUCACGAUACCUCCCGGUGCAUUGCCAAAGAAUAAACGCCAAGAGAUCUACUUCACUGUUACCGCCGCUCAUGCAUUCGAUUCUUCCCCUAAAAAGAACAGCAAUCGUCCUGGACAACGCGCAUCAAUGUCACCUCCCAUGCAUCACGGUGAGUCUUUGUUGAGCCCGAUGGUUGAGUGCGGUCCCAAAGGUAUAGAGUUUGAGAAUCCGAUCGAACUUCGUAUUCCGCAUAACGCAACCUCAGCCCAUCGACUGGCCCUUAAGGCAACCGACACGGAAAAUCAGUCCAAGACGGAUUGGCUCGAUGUAAAACUGCCCGGUGCUACGUCGGACCAUAUAGUCGUCAAACUCGACCAUUUUUAAUAACCAAGAGAGACAACAAUCAAACUAUGAACCUAGAGAGUCUCUUAAAAAAUGGAAGAAAAAUGAAAAUGAAAAAGGUUUACAUAGGAGAUUGAUAUUGUGGGAGAAAAAAAACGUGGAGAGAGGAAAAUCUUUCAAGUUGUUCUCCCAAUGUGCGAAAAAAAGAGAAACAAUAAAAGAACUGCUAUGAAAAUAUUUUUGAGAAAAUGUUGAAGAUAAAGAAACAAAAAUCUUACGUUCUCUGAGAGAACCUGUCUCAUGCGAUCUUGUUGUUCAAUGUAAUUAUUCCGGCGAUUAAGCCAGCAGUGGUAAGGAGAGCAAGGCUGAAGAUACCAAAUUGAGCUGCAUUUACGAUUUCGUCGUCUUAAUCAUGAAUUAAAAGCUCUGUUACGACAUUGAAUCGAUACAGGGACGCGAGUUCAUAACGCUCACUUCAUUUCAGACUCGAUGUCUUGCUCGUUUGUGCCUCCUAUUUGUGUAUAACAGAAAUGUAUAAUUUCUUAGUUCAGUCAUUUCACACAUAAAGCGUAUUAAAAAGUUAUGUCGUUUAAAUGCAAUGAUUUUGUAUAAAUAUAUAUUUUUUGUAAUUGUAAGUUCAACGUUUUUCUCAUUAUUGCUAUUAUUACAGUUUUUUAUUAAUCGCUGAGUGUUUGCGAGUGAUUGUAUCGUAAAAUGUAUCACUCAGGCUGCGUAGAAUUUGACAAGAUUAGUAAGAAAUCUUGAAGGUAACUGUCAAUGCUUAGAAAAUCUUUGUAAUAAAUUUAAUAACUAAUAAGCUUCUCAUAGAACAACAAUUAAUAUCACAACGAUGAUGAAACGAAAUACGAAAGCUCAAUAUUGUUAAUUUAAUCGAAAAAUAUGUAAGAACGCGUGUUUCUUUUUUCCAAAUAAUUAUUCAAAUUCCUAUGAGAUAUAAAUAUCGAAUCUAUGAAUAAUUGAUGAAACGACUAGAAUAAACGAACGAAGGCAAUAAAAGAAUAAAUACUUGUUGUGCAUUAA
This is a messenger RNA of Venturia canescens, 5872 nucleotides long. RefSeq names its product polychaetoid (gene pyd). The record is from RefSeq and is a predicted model, not a curated record. Lineage: Eukaryota; Metazoa; Arthropoda; Insecta; Hymenoptera; Ichneumonidae. Gene Ontology annotation, cellular component: bicellular tight junction; plasma membrane. Gene Ontology annotation, molecular function: cell adhesion molecule binding. The coding region runs from base 275 to 4873 and encodes 1532 amino acids. The transcript is spliced from 19 exons. Gene Ontology annotation, biological process: regulation of apoptotic process; cell-cell adhesion; cell-cell junction organization.